Messenger RNA from Clunio marinus, 1271 nucleotides. The record is from the annotation of a GenBank genome assembly. NCBI's taxonomy places the organism in Eukaryota, Metazoa, Arthropoda, Insecta, Diptera, Chironomidae.
AUGGACGACGAUCUAUCAAUUCAACCAUUAAACUUGGAAAUAAUGAAGCCUGUGACGCAUGUGGAGUUAGACGACGAAACCAGUGGCGAACCAAAAACUAUUUUGGAAUUGGAUGCACAAGUAGCACCAUUAAAUUUUGUCGUUGAUUCAUUCCCACCAACACCACCAUCAUCAGGUGCAAUCGACUAUCAUCACCACUCUCUUCCAAUAGAAUAUUAUCGAUUCACGAGUCCCGUUUACGUCUCCAAUCCACCGCAGUUUCAUUUUCCAAUGGCUGGAGUGAUUCCAAUCAAUCCUGAUAUUAAUCCAAUUUACGUUUCCAACUUUCAAACACGUCUGCAUAGUUCGUCACCGAAAUCUCCAGAUGAGAUGAAUCCACCAAAACCUGAUUGGAAAAAGAAAGCAAUUGAAGUGGAAACAGCUUUUAAAAAGACUGCAUGUGACAGAGAGAGAAAUAGAAUGAAAGACAUGAAUAGAGCAUUUGACAUGCUUCGACAGAAAUUGCCAAUCGUGAAGCCAUCAGGAAAAAAAUAUUCUAAAAUCGAAUGUUUAAGAAUCGCAAUCAACUACAUUCGAUAUUUGCAAACUUGUCUAGCAUCAUCGGUACCAGCGGAUCAUCAACCCAGCUUUUACUCGUUAAUGCCGCCCAAAAGUGCAAAAAUAUAUUUUAAAUCUAAUCACAAACGUGAUUAGCUUGAAUUCUUUUUAUAAAUUACAAUUAAAUGAUUUGUUAAUUCUGGAGUAUUUGUUGUUGCCAUAUCAGUUUUGAUUUCCAGUUUCAUGUCUUCAAGUAACGUUAUAGUUCUUCGUAUUUUAGUGACCAUAGGAUCUUUUGCAAAACUUAUUCGUUGAAUUCCACUUGAUUCCAAUACAAUAUUGCAGCCUUCAACGCUUCCUUCUUCAACAGAACAAAGUCCAAAAUUGUGCGAAACCAUAAAUGCAACUUUUGAAGUUCCAGGCAAGAUACGCAAAAAUCCUGACUCUAAAUGCAUUGGUCGUUCACCAAUCUUUGAAAUACUUUUGAAGUUAAGCAAAGGUUGUCCUAUUUCUUCGAAGUAAAUCGUUUCGUCAUACUUAAAAUCGUUGAUGGUUGGAAAAUGGCCUACAGCGCUUUCUGAUGUCCACGUUCCAAUAAGGAACUCAAUAGGUUGCAAAGCUGGAUGCAUGACUAAACAAAAAUAUUAUUUCUUUUUUCUAAUUUUUAUAUUUACACAACAGGAGCUUGAAUCAUACGACCCGAUAUUUUAUUAAAGUCAAAUCUCUUUAACAUU